Brassica rapa (field mustard) is the source of this 1128-nucleotide messenger RNA. RefSeq lists its product as uncharacterized. The record is from RefSeq and is a predicted model, not a curated record. Lineage: Eukaryota; Viridiplantae; Streptophyta; Magnoliopsida; Brassicales; Brassicaceae.
AUGUCAUCAUCAUCAUCAUCUGAUGAUGUCGACGAAAGAUUGGAUGAUAUUAUCGACGAAAUCGUCGAAGAUACAUACAAUGAUAUUGUGGAGCCCCAACCGAAUAAUCGACGGAGACGUGCUUAUGUAGAACGAUAUCGUGAAGGAGGCCAUAACCGUUUAUGGAAUGACUACUUCAGCGUAGACGCGACGUACUCGGCACAGUUCAGACGGCGUUUUCGCAUGAAUAAGGAUUUAUUCACGCGUAUUGUCUAUGAACUCUCAGAGAACAUUCCGUUCUUUCAACAUAGACAAGAUGCAACCGGGAGGUUUGGUCAUACACCGCUUCAAAAAUGUACGGCAGCAAUUCGUCAGCUUGCUUAUGGUUCUGCAGCUGAUGCGGUUGACGAGUAUCUCCGAAUUGGUGAGAGCACUGCACUUUUGUGUUUACAUAAGUUCACUGAUGGAAUCAUCCGGUUGUUUGGACAAGAGUAUCUACGAAGACCCUCACCGGCGGAUCUUCAAAGACUUCUCGAUAUUGGAGAGACACGAGGGUUUCCUGGGAUGGUCGGGAGCAUUGACUGUACCUUAAACGAUCUCAAUGUCCUCGAUCGGUCUCCUGUUUUUGAUGACAUUUUAGAAGGUCGUGCCCCUAGGGUAAAGUACGUGGUCAACGGGCAUCGAUAUAAAUUGGCGUACUACCUCACAGACGGGAUAUAUCCAAAAUGGUCAACAUUUAUCCAAUCUAUUACACUCCCCCAAACUCCUAAACAAGAAUUAUUUGCUAAAGUUCAAGAAGCAACCCGUAAAGAUGUGGAGCGGGCUUUUGGAGUUCUACAAGCCCGGUUUGCGAUUGUAAAAAACCCGGCUCUUUCAAUGAACAAGGCAAAGAUAGGGAAGAUUAUGAGAGCAUGUAUCAUACUACACAACAUGAUAGUCGAAAAUGAACGAGAUGGAUACAUUCGUUAUGAUAUUUCAGAAUUUGCAGAAGGAAACGUCACCAGAAGUUCAGAGGUCGAAACCGAGAGGCCUACAAAUCUGAAUAAUAUGUUUCCCAAUCGGAAUGAUCUUCGUGAUAGGCAAAUACAUGAACGAUUGAAGAAUGAUUUAAUCGAAAAUAUUUGGAACAAAUUUGGUGAAGAAGAUUAA